Messenger RNA from Paramecium pentaurelia, 587 nucleotides. The record is from the annotation of a GenBank genome assembly. Lineage: Eukaryota; Ciliophora; Oligohymenophorea; Peniculida; Parameciidae.
GAUGAGUUGCUGUUCAUUCAUUGGAAGAAUUUUGUUGGCUGUCAUUUUCAUUGGUGCUGGAGUUGACAAAUUUAUGUAACCACAAAAUUCUGUUGGAUUGUUGAAUGGUAGAUAUCCAGCCUUCUAUAAAAAUUUGGAAACAACAGCAAAAUAAUACAAUGUUCCACUUCCAGUUUAAUUAGUAAAAUAUUGCCUUAAUAUUUUUAGUCACCCACUUCAAUCAAGCAAUUUUCUAAUGAAAUCAUUUUAGGAGUUGGUGGUGCUGAAUUAGUUUUGGGUCUUUUUGUUAUUUUGAAUUAAGCAUGGGCAGGAAAAUUGUUGUCUUUAUUGACAUUAUCAUUUGUUGCUGUAAUUCACAAUCCAUUUAUUCAUGGAACAACAUAAGCGUAAUUUUAACAAACAUUUAUAAAAUAGUGAGAAAUUGUCAGAAUAAAUCCAAGGAUUAUGGACAUUAGGUAUUGCUGGUGCUUUAUUGAUUGUUGGUGCUUCAUCAUCAAGCAAGACUUGCGCUCCAGUAGCAGUAAAAUCAAAAGGAGUUACACCAACUGCACCAGCUGCUUCAACCAAAAAAGCCAAGAGAAAUUGAG